CUGCACUGCUUUUUGAUGUCUUCCAUCGUUUUAUUUUGGUUCCAGGGUUCCUGAUCGCCUUUUAAAAUUUAAACCGUUUCGAAAUUUUAUUAGAUUCUUAUUUAAACUCUGUACGAAACCCACAUUCCUGGUACGCGUUUAGCGUCAAUAUUUUGCUUAAGGGUUGAGACACUGUUGUAAGUGUUGUUGUUUACAACUUGCAUUUGCUUCGACUUGUCACUAUGGCGUCCUCAACUCGUCCUGGUGAGGAGAACCCGCUGCGGGACUCGUCAGCUGCAUGAAGCAGAGAUUAUUAGUCAAUGGAGAAUUCAGCGAUGUGCGCUUCGCCGUUGGUCGUGAUUUUGGCCCAGUGAAAAUCUUUGCAGCUCACAAGAACAUUUUGGCAGCGCGCAGUUCCGUGUUCUGCACCAUGUUUUACGGGAGUUUACCGGAGAAUUGCGCCGUUCCCAUCGAUAUUCCGGAUUUCAUGCCUGACGCGUUCGCUAAUAUGCUCUGUUUCAUGUACACGGAUGAAGUGGAGAAUCUGACCGCGGAGAACGCUUUUGACACCAUGAAAUGCGCGGAUAAAUACGACGUGGCGCCGCUGGUGCAGAUGUGUUUGGAGAAGAAUUUCGGCCAGCUGGACGUUGACAACUGCUUGUCCGCGUUGGAAAAGGCAUUCCAAUGGCAUGCUGAUAGUUUUCUGCAGAAGUGCUGGAAAUUGCUGGAUGAGAAGACGGAAGAGAUUCUGCGAUCGGACGAGUUCACGGGCAUCCCUCGGGACACACUGCGCAGCAUACUGCAGCGCAGCACUCUUUCGGCUGAGGAGCAUGACAUUUAUUUGGCUGUGGAGAGAUGGGCCACCGAGGCUUGCAAACAGAAUGACCUGGAGCCGUCCGCUGUCAACCGGCGUCAGAUGCUGGGAGACGCAUUGUUCCUGGUGCGAUUUCCUCUGCUGACCGCCGCGCAACUUGCGAAUGGCCCCGGAACGAAUGGUCUGCUGACGGACAGUGAGCUGCUGAGCAUCUUCCUGUACCAACAUUCCGCCACGAAGCCACCGCUUCCCUUCCCCACGGAGCAGCGACGCAGUGUGCUGCUGGCCAAGGGAUACCGUAUGGACGACGCGGUGUUCGUGCGGGUAGUGGGUGCCGACUGGCUGCUGGCCAAAAUUAUCGGCGUACGCCAGUCGCUGCUGGUGAUUCGGUGGGCCGGGGACGGUCGCGAAGAAAGUGUGGAGCCGGGGGAUGUCGUGCUGGCUGCAGACAUGCGGAUCGACGAUGGUUCCAUGGCUGGAGUUGUUUACUCCCCUGGCAGCGACGUAUUGCUGGAUUGCACUAAUCCCUGAUGGGCUAAGCGUGUCUGGGAGGAAACAGGGUUUUGCAUUUUAUGCGCGUACGUUGUGAAAUUUAUUUUUUUACUGAUUACAGUAUUUUGGUUUGAGCACUUGGUGAUGUUCCCUCCAGUGCCUGUUUGCCGUGAUCUCGGCUGUUCUCCAGUGUUUUAGAUCUGUUUGAUACACUGUGUUUGUUCUGCGCAGGACCUAAAAUCUUAUGCUCGCAUGCAUAUAAAAUUUAUUAAAUACUUAU
Molecule: messenger RNA, 1565 nt
Organism: Paramacrobiotus metropolitanus
Lineage: Eukaryota; Metazoa; Tardigrada; Eutardigrada; Parachela; Macrobiotidae
Product: BTB/POZ domain-containing protein 6-A-like
Exons: 6
Coding region: 278-1324 (348 amino acids)
Biological process (GO): neurogenesis
Cellular component (GO): cytosol
Molecular function (GO): protein binding
Source: RefSeq, a predicted model, not a curated record